AAUAUUUGACAUUUGUUAUCAUAUUGUCAAAAUAGGAAACAAAAAUACUGUCACGUCAUAUUUUUUUCGAUAUAAAUGAAUUAAAAACAAUAUAUAAUGGAGUUAAAAACAUUUGCAGAAGAUGACUUUGAUCCAAAAAAGUGGAUUAAUAAUGCUUGGAGUUCUAGUGGGAAUCAAGAAAAGGAGGUAUUUGUGGCUAACACUGUGUCAAGACUGCAACUUUACAUGAAACAAUUGACUAAUUCACUGGAUGAGACCACCACACAGAUAGCAACAUCACUCCCUCGCAUAGUGCAAGAUGUGUCAGCUCUUCAGCUGGAAGGGGAGUUGUUGCAGCAGAAGAUGCUCUCACUGGAGCAGAAGUUUCAGAGUGUUGAGGAGCAGACGGGACACUCCAUCGAGAGCCUGCAGAAGAUUGACCAGCUCAAGAGCAGACUAGAGAAUGCAGCAUCAGCCCUCCGCGAGGCGGAUAAGUGGGCGGCUCUGGCGACCUCCUUGGAGGAUAUCCUGGAGACCGGAGUGCCCACAGAGAGUGAUAAGCUCUCUGAGUUGGCCAAACAAGUCACCGCUAUGACUGCUAGUUUAGAGGUGUUGAGUGACGCGCCGGACUAUGAGAGCAAGCGAUUACAGCUGGAAACUUUGUACAACAGACUGGAGGCGCUGAUCAGCCCGCCGCUCAUAGAUGCGCUCACACAGAUGGAUGCUGAGCGCACGCGUCCGUACGUGUGCGUGUUCGGCGGCAUGUGGCGCGGCGCGGCCGUGGCGCGGUGCUGGCGGCGCGCGGCGGCGGCGCGGCUGGCGGCGGCGUGGCGGCGCCAGCACCAGCACCACCUGCACGCGCUCACCGCGCUGCUCGCCGGCGAGGCCGAGAACCAGGUGGAGUGGCUGGUGGUGCUGAAGUCGGAGACGCCGCUGGCGGAACUGGUGCGGCUCUACACUGACCUGCUGCUCUCUCUCGACCCGGCGCCCACCAAGGUUGUGUCAGCGAGCCUGAAGCUCUGCUCCAGUGCUGAGGAGGGCGUGGUGAUGCUCACCGACCUGAAGAGAGACAUCGAGGAGUUUGUCGUCAGCAUCAAGAGAGUGUUAGACGCGCCCCGGCAGAACAAAGAGGUGGUCCCCCCAGCAACAAUACGGGAACUUGGGAGGGCGGCGUACGCCCCCCUACGGGAACUGCUGUCGAAAUACACCGAGAUGCAGACGCAGCUGCUCCUCAACAACUUGAAGGACCCGCAACUUGAUCAAGAGGAUCUUCUAGAACGUUCCAGAGCUCUGCUGUCUGUGUCUGAACGAUGCGAGGGUUGGCUCACCACGGCAUAUAAUGGAGCCAAGAAGAUCGCCGGAAAUGCCGUGUAUCCAUAUUACAUUCCAGCUGUAGAGGUGUUCAUAACAGCGCUAUCCUCCCACAUAUCCUCGCACAGCCGCCGCAUAGAGACAGUGUUCUUAUCUUCAGUAACAGCUGGACAGAUCACCGGCGUGCUUUCCACCACUUUCCCGGCGUCCCUGGUGCUGGAGACGGCCACCGCGGUGCUGCUGGAUGCGCUUGCGCAGCGUCAGAAGGCGGAAAGGGAAGAGGAAGAGGUGAAGGACCCAAGCCCUCUCUUCGACCUGCCAACCCUGCUACUAGACUCAGAAGGCCGGCAGCAGUUGUUGACUCUGAGGAGCGAGGCGCUGCCGUCUGUGGCGGGGCUGCGCAGGGCCAAGGAGCAGCUGAAGACCCUCGCCAGGGCCAUACUGAGGAACCCUGUGGACGUGCAGUUAGACAAAAUCCCCCAACUGAGCGUGUGGUGCAACAACGACGCUCUAUCCACCGACCUGCCGGACUUCGCCCUUUCUCCGCAGGAGUACAUCACAGAGAUCGGCCAGUACCUGAUGACGUUGCCGCAGCAUUUGGAGAUGCAUCUCUCGGAGAAGCAGGCGCCGUGGCAGUUUCUCUCUGAUGUGUGCACGCAUACUUGCGAGAUAUACGCUGAGAAAAUCUUAAACAUACGGAACAUGGACGCGCUCGGCACCAAGAGAUGCUUGACGGAUAUCGCGUACCUGUCAAGUGUGGUGGAAGACCUCGGCACCAGUGUGACGCCGGCUCUCAAGUCCUUGGAGAAGUCACUGCGAGCUGCGACGCCCAGUCAAACUACUGAAUAAAAUAUUGAUCGAGUGGGGUGGGUAGGGAAGCAAGAUUGGAAUGGGUUUUGACUAUUGACAUUCUAAAGAUAUUUAUUUAUCGAAUAAAUAAGAGUAUAAUGUGUUUCAAGACUAUUGUUGAAAUAAAAUGAAAUUAAAUGAUUUGGAAUGAAAUAAUGAAGUGAAAUUAAAUAAUGAACUGAAUUAAUUUAUUUGAAUUAGUAAGAUUUUAUUAUUUAUAUUCCGUCAAUAUUAACUCUACCACCAGUUCGGAGAGCAGUUCUCACCAGAGAAGAACGGGCAAGAAACUCUACUGUUGCUCUUUUCAAAAUCAGUUUAAGGUAUACACUACAAAAUAUGAUAUAGAAACGAAAAAAUCAGUUUUUUUUAUUCCUUCAGCACUUAAUAAUAUUCCCAAAAUAGUUCUUUAACUUUGGGUAUUAUGAUGAACUACAUUAAAAAUAUUUGCACACACUUUCUUAUAUUAAUCUAUUAGGUAGAAUGAACUUUAAAUUUAUUAAUUGAUUAUUGUUAUCCCUAUUCACCCCAGUUGAUGAUACUGUAUACAGUUUUUAUAUCCCCUAAUUAUAUAAUGUGUAAAUUAUGUUUUAUGAUGUAAAGUAUGGAGAAUAAAUGAAUUGUUCUAUUU
Molecule: messenger RNA, 2767 nt
Organism: Manduca sexta (tobacco hornworm)
Lineage: Eukaryota; Metazoa; Arthropoda; Insecta; Lepidoptera; Sphingidae
Gene: Cog7
Product: conserved oligomeric Golgi complex subunit 7
Exons: 17
Coding region: 97-2139 (680 amino acids)
Biological process (GO): retrograde vesicle-mediated transport, Golgi to endoplasmic reticulum; Golgi organization; intracellular protein transport
Cellular component (GO): COG complex
Source: RefSeq, a predicted model, not a curated record